Molecule: messenger RNA, 2436 nt
Organism: Exophiala bonariae
Lineage: Eukaryota; Fungi; Ascomycota; Eurotiomycetes; Chaetothyriales; Herpotrichiellaceae
Exons: 4
Coding region: 1-2436 (811 amino acids)
Molecular function (GO): zinc ion binding
Source: RefSeq, a predicted model, not a curated record
AUGGCCACUCCUCAUCCGAACCACGCACAUCCUGGCCCUGUCGGCCCUGAUACCUUGAUCACUGUCAAGGUCAUCAUCGAUGGUACCAAUCGAAGAUUCAAACUCGCUCUGCGUGAUCUCGGUGCCAACACCCUCCCUCUCAAGCUCCGUCUUCUACUCGCCAUUCCUGCCGAACACGAAGUUCGAUUCGACCGCUUCUCCGACUCGGCCGGAACCUACGUUACACUUGAUAGCAACAAUCCUGCCAUCUACAAGCAGCUAUACCGAGCAGCAAAGGCAAAAUUGAAGUUGCGAUUGAAGGCUACAAUCACCAAGCCUGUCAAGAUGGAGAAGACCGAGGAAGAGCCCAUCGACAACAAUGAAACAACCCCAACGAACGCCUUGUAUACCUUGCCAGCCAACAAUUCGACCAAGCCUAUGCACAGUUUCUUGGAUACUGUCCUAUCACAACCCUUGAACAACGGACCUGCACCAUGCUUCAAAUCAUUCCAGCAGACAUGCUCAUAUUCUCCGAGAUGUGCUAUUCCAGGGGCCUUCCAUCCAUCCGCGAGCACCGAAGUACCAGCCAAAGUUCCUCAAGCCCCGACCGGAGACCUUUUCAGUCUUCCCACUCUACCUUCAUUGAACGACUUCCCCUUGACCACCUACAGCAUCGACUGCAAUCACUGUGGAAAGUCCGUGCCCAAUGAACAUUACCAUUGUAGCAUUUGUGAAAAUGGAGAUUUCGAUCUUUGCAAGGCUUGUGUUGACAACGGUGUUUACUGUGAUGGCGAUGAACACUGGCUCAUCAAGAGAACCAUCAAGAGUGGCGUGGUGGUCCCCAGUGUCACAGAGACUCUGCCUCCAAAGAAAUUGGCAAAGGCUGCCACCGCCGCUUCAGAGGAAGUCGCAACCCCAACUGAUCAAGAGAUUGAUGAGGAUGAGCGCACCUGCAACUGCUGCAUCAACCAACUGAAUGCUCGUGAAUUUGUCACCUGCAACGAUUGCCCGGAUUUCGACCUUUGCUUGAACUGCUUCGCCGAAGGUGAGCAUGGACACGAUCCUUCACAUGCAUUCCACGAGACUAUCGAAAACUCGGUGGACGUCAAGAUCAAGGCUCUGUGUGCGCCAGGCCGUGGUGUCAAUCAUGCAGCUAUUUGCGAUGGUUGUGACAAGGGUAUCGUUGGAGUGCGUCACAAGUGCUUGAGCUGCCCAGACUUCGACUACUGCUCCGAAUGCGUUGGAUUUGCCUAUGCAUGGCACCCCGGCCAUCGGUUCGCGGCUUUGUAUCGUCCGCUUGCGAACCUGGACGUUGCCAAGGAGAUCCAUCGUGGCAUCUAUUGCGAUGGGCCCUUGUGUAAGACAUACAAGAAGUACAUCCGCGGCGAUCGUUACAAGUGUGCCAUCUGCCACGAUACUGAUCUGUGCGCCAACUGCGAGGCCCUUCCCAACGGGCACAAUGCCACUCAUCCAUUGAUCAAGAUGAAGAAGUACCUCAGUCAAUUCUCCAUCACCACCAAAGAGGUCACUGGAUCAGGCCAGGAAGUUUCCCUUGGUGACAAGCCUCUUGCCAAGCAUGCCGCUACAGAAACGACCAGGUGCACGUCCGCCAACGCUGCCACUCAAGUUCAAACCGUGGCCGAGGUCAAACCUGCUGAAAGUGCACCCGUGGUAGCUGAAAUACCAAAGGCAGACACAUCCACCCCCAACAAGCUGAACGUAACUGAUUUGCAAGCCUGGUAUGUAUCAGACUCGACUCCAGAUGGGACCAAGAUUCCACCCAACCAUCUCGUCUCACAGUCAUGGACUCUGCGUAACCCAGGACCAGAGGCUUGGCCUGCUGGAUGUGCUGUCUACUACAUUGGAGGAGAUGAUAUGCGCAACCUGGACAAUGUGCACCCAUCCAGUGUCAGUAACAUGGUUCUCGCCAACCGAAGCAAUGUUCUUGCACAAAGUCUCGAGCCAGGCCAAACUGCCGUCUUCACGGUGAUGGUCAAAUCGAAGCGUCAUGAGGGACGGUCCAUCUCGUACUGGCGCCUCAAGACUCCCGGAGGCGUUCCGUUCGGACACAAGCUUUGGAUCGACAUCCAAAUCCAAAGUGUUCCUGUUGAGCUGCCCAUUCGAUCGGCACUACUACCUCCGUCACCUGCCAGUGUUGAGACUGAAGUCGAGGUCAAGGAAGAAGAGCAAUCCCAGUCCAGCUCGAUUAUGAUUUUCCCCAAGCUUGACAAGGAGUCUCCUGUUUCGAGCACUCACAACAUCAGUGCCGUUGACACUGAAGAGUCUCCUGCUGCAGUGAUGGAGCCUGCCAUGAAGACUGAGGAGCAAGAGCUUUUGGAAGACGUCGAGAGUCUUGAACUAGAGGAGUCUGAGAGUGAAGACGAAGCCUUCCUCACGGACGAAGAAUACGAUAUUCUUGAUGCGGACGAUGAGGACUUUCUUAUCGGCGGCAAGUGA